UUCUCAUGAACUGAAAUCUCCGCGAGAGCCGCUAAGGCUCUGGUAGUUUCACAAAACUGUCCUUGCGCUUUCUGCAUUCGCCCAGUCAAGGGUACCUUUGCUGGAGGUCGGAGCGACGCUGUUAGUCCUGAUGCGAUUGCAUAGCAACACCCAGCGGCUCUGAGAGCGGAGGGGGAAGGGGAGACAGAGAAGAGGGCAGUAAGGUGGGAGAGACGGAGGGAGAGUGUGCCUCCAGCAGCUGGCGGCAUCCCUGUCUCAGGGACUCCUUUGCUGAUUCACAGAGGCAGCCCCGCGCCGGCCUGCCAGCUCCCAGUUGCAGCCUGCUCCUCAGACCUGUCGGAAUCCGAAGAUCCCAAACGGAUUUGACCAGGGAACGCUUUUCUACAUGGAAAACACUUUAGCAGACACAGUUUUGGGACUUGCGGCUUAAAAAUCCCGGAACCAAAAAAAGCUGGGAGAAAUUGUCACAUGGAAAAAAACUUAUCAGAUAAUCUAGUCCAAUACUGCCUUUUUAAAUGCGAGAAAAAUUGAGAGGCAAAUCAAAUUGUUCUCCUUUUCAAAGCUGGUGCUUAUGGUCAACGGUCGGUGCACUGCCCAUUCUCACCCCCCAUGAGCCUUGGUUCUGAUGCAACCUAUGGUCAUGCAGGGAUGCCCUUAUACCCUCCCACGAUGUCAUGAAUGGCGGGCAGCUGACCAGUUCCAUCACAGCAGCAGCCUCCGAAGCACCUGCCCCCAGCCUCAGGUUAGAGCUGCUGCUACCGCCCCUGUGCCUCCUCAGGAUGGUGCUGGGGGUUCCUGCCUAAGCCCAAAGCUCUUCAACGGGUCUGUUGGUGCCGCUGGACCCCUAGAACCACCAGCCAUGAAUCUGUGUUGGAAUGAAAUCAAAAAGAAGUCUCACAACCUCCGUGCUCGCCUAGAGGCCUUCUCAGACCACAGUGGAAAGCUUCAGCUCCCUCUUCAAGAGAUUAUUGACUGGCUCAGCCAAAAAGAUGAAGAAUUGUCAGCUCAGCUGCCCUUGCAAGGGGACGUGGCCCUGGUGCAACAGGAGAAGGAGACACAUGCGGCCUUUAUGGAAGAUGUCAAGUCUCGGGGGCCCUAUAUCUACUCUGUGCUGGAGUCAGCUCAGGCCUUCCUGUCCCAGCACCCAUUUGAGGAAUUAGAGGAACCUCGUUCUGAGAGCAAAGAUACCUCUCCCAGACAGCGGAUCCAGAACCUUAGCCGCUUUGUGUGGAAGCAGGCAACAGUGGCCAGUGAACUAUGGGAGAAGCUGACAGCCCGCUGUGUGGACCAGCACCGCCAUAUUGAGCGCACUCUGGAGCAGCUGUUGGAGAUCCAAGGCGCAAUGGAGGAAUUAAGCAAUACUCUGACCCAGGCUGAGGGAGUCCGAGCCACAUGGGAGCCCAUUGGGGAUCUCUUCAUUGAUUCACUCCCUGAGCACAUCCAGGCUCUUAAGCUGUUCAAAGAAGAAUUCUCCCCCAUGAAAGAUGGAGUGAAAUUGGUGAAUGAUCUGGCCCACCAACUUGCCAUUUCUGAUGUACACUUGUCAAUGGAGAAUUCCCGAGCCCUGGAGCAGAUCAAUGUCCGGUGGAAACAGCUACAGGUGUCAGUUGGCGAGAGGCUUAAGCAGCUCCAGGAUGCCCACCGCGACUUUGGGCCUGGGUCACAGCACUUCCUGUCCUCCUCUGUGCAGGUUCCCUGGGAAAGAGCAAUUUCACCCAAUAAAGUUCCUUACUACAUCAACCACCAGGCUCAGACCACUUGCUGGGACCAUCCCAAGAUGACGGAGUUAUACCAAACCCUGGCCGAUCUGAACAACAUUAAGUUCUCAGCUUACCGCACUGCAAUGAAGCUACGCAGAGUCCAGAAGGCACUGCGUUUGGACCUGGUAACUUUAACCACAGCCCUGGAGAUCUUCAAUGAGCAUGAUCUGCAGGCCAGUGAGCAUGUGAUGGACGUGGUAGAGGUCAUUCACUGCCUGACGGCCUUAUAUGAACGGCUGGAGGAGGAAAGAGGCAUCCUGGUCAACGUGCCACUCUGUGUGGACAUGAGCCUCAACUGGCUCCUCAAUGUUUUUGAUAGUGGUCGCAGUGGGAAGAUGCGGGCAUUGUCCUUUAAGACCGGCAUUGCAUGCCUGUGUGGCACGGAAGUGAAGGAAAAAUUGCAGUACCUCUUCAGCCAAGUAGCCAACUCAGGCAGCCAGUGUGACCAGCGCCACCUCGGCGUCCUGCUUCAUGAGGCCAUUCAGGUGCCUCGGCAGCUGGGGGAAGUGGCAGCCUUUGGGGGCAGCAAUGUGGAGCCCAGUGUCCGUAGUUGCUUCCGUUUUAGCACUGGGAAGCCAGUCAUUGAAGCUUCACAGUUCCUAGAGUGGGUCAACUUGGAGCCCCAGUCCAUGGUGUGGCUAGCUGUUCUGCAUCGGGUCACCAUUGCUGAGCAAGUGAAGCAUCAGACCAAGUGCUCUAUCUGUAGGCAGUGCCCCAUCAAGGGCUUCAGGUACCGGAGUCUGAAACAAUUUAACGUGGACAUCUGCCAGACCUGCUUCCUGACAGGCAGGGCCAGCAAAGGCAACAAGCUUCACUACCCCAUCAUGGAGUAUUACACCCCGACCACAUCCAGUGAGAACAUGAGGGACUUUGCCACAACCUUAAAGAACAAAUUCCGCUCAAAGCAUUAUUUCAGCAAACACCCUCAGCGAGGUUAUCUGCCUGUGCAGUCGGUGCUGGAGGCGGACUACAGUGAGACGCUGGCUUCUUCCCCGAUGUUGCCACACGCCGACACACACUCCCGCAUUGAGCAUUUUGCCAGCAGGCUUGCUGAGAUGGAAAGUCAGAAUUGUUCCUUCUUUAAUGACAGCCUGUCCCCAGAUGACAGCAUAGAUGAGGACCAGUACCUGCUGCGGCACUCCAGCCCCAUUACAGACCGGGAGCCAGCCUUUGGACAGCAGGCCCCAUGCAGCAUGGCUACAGAAAGCAAGGGGGAGCUAGAGAAGAUCCUGGCCCACUUAGAGGAUGAGAACCGAAUUCUCCAGGGAGAGCUGAAGCGCUUGAAGUGGCAGCAUGAGGAGGCUGCCGAGGCCCCCACCCUGGCUGAGUGCUCUGCUGAGGUAGCACAGGACCACCGCAAUGAGGAGCUCCUGGCUGAGGCCCGGAUCCUUCGGCAGCACAAGAGCCGCCUGGAGACACGCAUGCAGAUCCUUGAGGACCACAACAAGCAACUGGAGUCUCAGCUGCAGCGCUUAAGGGAGCUGCUCUUGCAGCCACCCACCGAAUCAGAUGGCAAUGGUUCUGCAGGCUCGUCCCUAGCUUCCUCUCCACAGCAGUCAGAAGGCAGUCACCCCCAGGAGAAGGGACAGACCACUCCAGAUACUGAAGCUGCAGAUGAUGUGGGGUCCAAGAGCCACGAUGUCAGCCUGUGCUUGGAGGACAUCAUGGAGAAGCUCCGCCACGCCUUCCCCAGUGUGCAAAGCUCUGAUGGGACUGCCAACCCCCUGUUGGCCUCCUAAUGGAGCCAGAUCCCCAUCCUAUAAUCCACAGUCCUCUCCCAGUUCUGGUCCAAGUCUUCCUUCAUGCCUUCACCCAACCUUUCUGGUCCCUCCCGGGCCCACAUUCCUCAGCCAGAGUUAUCUGGGCUCGGGGCAGCAGCAGGGAUCUGCCCAUGUGUGAAGUGGAUGCUUCAGGGCUGGGGGAGGGAGAGGCAUGAUUCCCCCAACUCUAGAAACGUGCCCUUUAAUCCUCAAGUUUGAGACCAGUCCCUUACGUAUGUUUCUGUCGCGGUGCGGGCAAAUGGCGCUUGGAGGCCAUUAAGAUGGGGAGCAGAGAAGCUGCCUUGCAGAGCUAAGCAGUGCCCCUUGGCCCCUUUCCCUUUUCCAUGGCAUUAUGGAGAUAAGGAAGCCGCAUGACCCCAUGGUUCCAGCAUUAUGAACCCACAGAGGUUAGCCCUACUCUCUGGCCCAACUCAGGGAGGCAGAAGGGUAUACCCAAGACACAACCCCCCACCAAAAAAGUGUCCCUGAAAAUGUCUGGGCAGCAUGUGUCAUAUUACUUUAGUUUGACGGCAUCUCUCUCUAGCCAUCCUGAUGCUCCCUAGAUGUUGUUUCCCCUUCGAAUAUCUUCAGUUCCUUCUGCCUCAGGCCCUGGCCGCCCUUCCUCAAGUUCAUUCUGAUUCUUAUUUACACCAUACAUUUGGAAACAUUAAAGAGAUACUUAUGAGCUUAGUUCACCCCCCCCCUUAGUUCACCGCCCCCACCCCUCCUCCUUCCUGAAGGCCUCAGCCUCCUGAGACACCAGAAAUUGCUCUGGGAAUCCAGCUGAAGCCACCCUUAGCUCUUCCGGAUCUGCCCUCACAGCCCUGGGGCAGGGGCAGCUGCUUGCUCAGCAAGGGGGUCUUGCUCUCCUUGGGUGAGGAAGGGGAAGCCACUCACUAGCCUGGAGGAGUGUGACUGCCCAACACUCUUGCAGGCUGUGACCCUUGUUUCUUUCAGGCGGAAUCAGAUGAGGCGGCUGAUUGUCCCCAGCUAAUCACAAGGCAGAUGCAAGUGGCAGCCCUAAAUAGUGGUCCCUUCCCAGGAACCACUGGCCACAAAUCAGGAAGCUGGCCACUUCCCACCCAGACAACAGCAAGGCCUUCCUUUGCAUAAAACUGUUCUUUCUAACUCUGGAAGGUGAACCCGAUCCUCAAAGUAAACUAAUUCUUGCUAGGCUGCCUAGACCAUAAUCCCUUUAUCCAGAAACCGUUCAGAGUAGA
Molecule: messenger RNA, 4740 nt
Organism: Callorhinus ursinus (northern fur seal)
Lineage: Eukaryota; Metazoa; Chordata; Mammalia; Carnivora; Otariidae
Gene: DRP2
Product: dystrophin related protein 2
Biological process (GO): synaptic signaling
Cellular component (GO): plasma membrane
Molecular function (GO): zinc ion binding; protein binding
Source: RefSeq, a predicted model, not a curated record